Messenger RNA from Lichtheimia ornata, 1335 nucleotides. RefSeq lists its product as uncharacterized. NCBI's taxonomy places the organism in Eukaryota, Fungi, Mucoromycota, Mucoromycetes, Mucorales, Lichtheimiaceae. The record is from RefSeq and is a predicted model, not a curated record. Bases 1 to 1335 code for a protein of 444 amino acids. The transcript has a single exon.
AUGUCAGAAACCUCCAAAAAGAACACACAUCAUUCUACAAGUCAUCAAAGAAACCACCAUACCACAUCAUCGCAUCAUCACCACCAUCACCAUCCUACACCAACGAUAGCGAUUAAAGCGACGACAUCGAGUAUCAGUGAUCGUUCCCCUUUUAUCCAAAUCUAUAAUCCAGCACACGACGCGAUCCCCGUUAGCCGAUAUGUGCCAUCCACCAGCAUGCCUUUUAUUACUAGUGCUACAACAACAACAACAACAACAACAACCGCAGCAUCUAUUACACCUUCGGUUCCUAUAAUUACGGAUUCAUCUAGCGGCAAGCAAGUGAAUGAUAAUCUUGUUGGAACCAUGCUAGGCACCUUGGGAGGAUUUACUGUUUUGUUGAUGGCGAUCAUUCUCUUUACAAGCGUAAAGCGUUCAAGACGUAGAGCACGUCAAAACAAUAAUCAACAAGGACGUGGUGUUGGUGGUGGUAAACGAGGAUGGGGGAUACGAGAAAGCUGGUACAGUGAUACUUUAUCCACAUGUCCAUCAACAUUGCCGCCACCAUACGACGUGGGAUAUGAUGAACACGACAAAAAGGAGCAACCAACAUCAGGGGCUGAAUCGGGGAAGAACCAACAGCUGCUGCAACCACCUUCACCUACAGCAGCAUGCACUACCAACAAGGCAGUACAAUACGCACCUCAACUUGCUUAUAGUCCAACGAGUUAUAGUGCCUUUGAUAUGACAAAACAUGAUCUUGAAAAGCAGCAACCUUCACAACCUAAUAGUGCAGUAACAGCAUCUAAUGUACGCAACUCGCUUCAAUACGCGCCUCAGCUGGCAUUUAGUCCUAGUUUCCACACAAGUAACUUGAUAAGCGGUAUCGACAUGUCACAAGAAACGUUGCCACCUGUACCUUUUGUUAGCCGAUCCACACCUUCAAAUGAAAGAGGCGAUGUGCAAGGUCAACAGCAACAACAACCAUCACCAACAACGACUCAAUCCACCCCACAUUAUUUACCGCAGUUGGCAUUUAGCCGCCCUCUUCAAGAUACUCUCAACAACCAAGAGUCUAUGACGCCAACAACACACCAUGUGGUGCAACAACCAUCAUCAUCGGAUACAAGCAUCACUGUUGACGAGAAUCAAGAACGCCACCUCCUAUCGCAACAACGUUUACCGGAACUGCCACCAGCAACAGCAGCAGCAUCAUCACGGAGGACAUCAACAGUAUCGCUAGCAGCAACAGCAGCAGCAGCUGGUGCUGCAGCAACCCCUUCUCCUAUUGUCGUACCACGGCCUUCACGUUCCACUGUACGAUCCUAUCAUGCCCAGCUCAACAUGGAUUUAUAA